This is a messenger RNA of Stegodyphus dumicola, 2943 nucleotides long. Its product is annotated as kinesin-like protein KIF23. Gene Ontology annotation, cellular component: nucleus; kinesin complex; microtubule. NCBI's taxonomy places the organism in Eukaryota, Metazoa, Arthropoda, Arachnida, Araneae, Eresidae. Gene Ontology annotation, molecular function: microtubule binding; microtubule motor activity; ATP binding. Gene Ontology annotation, biological process: microtubule-based movement; mitotic spindle midzone assembly. The record is from RefSeq and is a predicted model, not a curated record.
CCGCGCGAUUUCAAACGCUAAAACAGUUGUGUUCGAUUGUAAUUAUCUUACUUGAGUGUUAUGCAACUUGGGUGUAACUUGCGUUCUACAGUUUGUAACUCGGAUAUUUGAUAAAAAUGAAACCAGUACGUCCCAAGACUCCAAGAAAACCACUGACAAAGUUAAAAUCUUCUGCAAAAGAUCCUAUAGAAGUGUAUUGUAGAAUCAGACCCUUAGACAAUGAAUAUGAUCAAAUCUGUGUUCGAGCAAAAGAUGAGAAAACUGUUGUUUUAUUCCCACCUGAUCUUUCUCAAACAUCUAGAAUAUUUAAAGAAGUGCAUUAUUCAUUUCAACGAGUAUUUAAUGAGAGAACAACACAAAAAGAAUUGUUUGAUCACGUGGCUUUGCCUUUAGUCAGUGAUCUUCUGCAAGGUAACAAUGGUUUAUUAUUUACAUAUGGAAUAACAUCAUCAGGUAAGACACACACUAUGACUGGAAAUCCUCAGGAUGGGGGAUUAUUACCCAGAAGUCUUGAUGUUAUAUUUAACAGCAUAAAAGAUUUUCAAGCCACAAAAUUUGUAUUUAAACCUGAUAGACUUAAUGGUUUUGAUAUACAAUCUACAGCUGAAGCUCUAUUAGAUCAGCAAAAAGAACUUGGCAUUUUUAACAGAACUCCAAAACUCAAAAGGAAAGAAACUAUUGGAGAUUGGUGUAACAGAGUUCCAGAUCCAACAGUAGUAACUGAAAUUUUGCCAGAUAUGAAUUACGCAGUAUUUGUAUCCUAUGUUGAAAUAUACAACAAUUAUAUCUAUGAUCUAUUAGAAGAAUCUCCUAUUGAUGCUAAGAGAAUUAAGAAUUUUAACUCAAAAAUGUUACGAGAAGAUGCUUCUAAAAACAUGUACGUUUUUGGUGUGGUUGAAAGUGAAGUAAAAACUGUUGAAGAAGCUCUUGAGCUAUUUUAUAAAGGCCAGCAAAGACGUAGAGUAUCCCACACAGCGCUUAAUACAGAGUCUAGUCGUAGCCACAGUGUUUUUACAAUCCGUAUUGCACAGGCCCCUCUUGAUCCUCUAGGAGCAGAAAUAUUGCAGGAUAAAGAUCAAGUAGUUGUCAGCCAGUUAUCACUUGUUGAUCUUGCAGGCAGUGAACGCCCACUGAGAACUAGGAAUACAGGACAAAAACUACGUGAAGCAGGGAAUAUAAAUGCUUCAUUGAUGGCUUUGAGAACUUGCAUUGAAGCUUUAAGAGAAUCACAAACUCAAGGAGCAUCAAAGAUGGUUCCGUAUCGAGAGAGUAAACUUACUCAUUUAUUCAAAACAUUUUUUGAAGGUGAAGGAAGAAUAAGAAUGAUUGUCUGUAUAAAUCCUCGAGCUGAUGAUUAUGAUGAAACAACACAUGUUAUGAGAUUUGCUGAAAUGACUCAAGAUGUAUUGAUUACAAGACCAACUCCAGUAUCAACUCCAACCCUAUUGGGCUUAAAAUCGGGAAGAGGCAAUAUUUAUCGGGAAGCUAUCAAACGUGCUAAAGAACAAGGAGUUCCAGUAUCUGAGGUUUUGGCACCAGCAGUUUACAGUUUGGGUCCAGAAUUUCCCCAGCUUAUUGUUCAUACUUCUGAUGAUGAAUCAAUUUAUAUAAAUUUGAUUGAAUUUCUCACGAAUAGAAUGGCACGUAGAAAUUCCUUUGCUCAAGACUUGAUUAGAAGGCAGGAAGAUUUCAGAAAAAAUUUAAUGGAUGUAGAUAAAGAAAAUGUUCAACUAAAACAGGAAAAAACUAUUUUACAAAUGGAUUUGGAUGCUCGUGAACAACAAGUUAGAUCUUUGGAAAGAAAACUUUCUGCAUCAGAACAGAGUGUAGAAAUUUUACAGAAACAAUUAUCAGAUGCCAAGAAUGAAGUAGAAGCUGCAAAAUUUCAGAUGAGCACCAAAGAUAAAAUCCUCUCAGAGCAGGAAAAAGAAGUUCAACAUGUUAAAUUGAAAAUGCAAGAAAAACUAGCUUUAGAAAAAGAUCGCAUGAGAAGAAUGAUGGAGAAGAGAUUAGCUGCUAAACAAGCAGAAUUGGAAAGGAAAAUGUGUAUCACUGAUGAAAAAUUUCGUCAGUUGCGAGAAAUUCUUAAUGCUGAUGAUUGGGAAUAUUAUGGAGACCUAUGGGGUGGUGCUGCUGCUGCUGCCCCAACACCAUCUAGUGUGACUUCAACUUCAACUUAUGAAUCAACUAAGCCUGAGACAAGAUCCUAUAAGAGGCGUAAAUCUUCCCUUGAAGAACCUUCAGUACCAGAAACAAGAUUUCCUAAAGCAAAAUCAGCUGUUGAUUUUGUGUCUGGAGUUGGCAAACAGAGUGCUUCUACUUUUCAAGUAGAUACUGAUUAUACACAUGGAAAAGAAAAUAAACCACCGAGUACAUCUCAGAAAAGUGUAGCUAUUGCAAAUCCCCGGCACAGGAGGUCUCAGUCCACUUCUGGUGAUGUAUGGAUAGAACACAAACCUGUAGGAAAUCUUGAACUAAACACUGUUUUACAACCUACUAUGAGAAAAAAGAAAUCUGUUAGUAAAUUAGAAGUAAAAGAUGUUGUCAAAUCUGACGUCUCAAAAUAUGUCCUUGAGCAUCAAGAGCAGGAUUCACAGGGAGAAGUGGAAACACAGCUGUAUAAGGCUGAUGUAAUACCAUCUGCUGGAGGUGGAGUUCAAGUCAUUUUCAAUGAUGUUGAGAAAUUACGACAAGUGUCACCACCAUCAACAUAUAAUUUAAGGAAAAGAAGUGGAGACAAUUUACCUCUUCGAGAUGUUGAGGAUAGAUGCACUGUAUCAGUCGAAUGCCAUGGGCUUCCAUCAAAAAUGAAGAAGUGAUUUUAUUUUUAAAUGCAAUACUGUGUUUCCAGUAGCUUUUUGGCUAAUUUUGAGUGACAGAUUUGAGAAUGGUGUGAGUAUCCAACUUUGUAUGUAGAAGGGAAAAAAGAAAUGUUUUUAUAAA